UUUGAAAAGUAUCACAAUAUCGCACAGCUUUCUGAUUGGACCUUUUUACCUACUAGUAGGCCAAUAUGUUAUUCAAACGAAAACUUUGACAGAAACAGAUUGGACCUCGAAGAUUCAAUAUUGCAAUACUGAGUGAAUGUUUUUUUUAUCCGUAAAACGUAGUGAAAAAACCAGAAAAUGGAAUCCGUUUCGUCUAAUCUCGAUGCCGCAGAUAACGCCAGCCGAAGUCCAAGAAAUAUAAAUCAAAUGAAAAUCUUUUAUGGCCAUUUGUGUGAAGAUGUUAAUUCGUCAUUCGACAGUCAAUACUAUCCCCGGCCAUGCCACUACCGUUCUACUGACGGAGGUUCACCUCGUCCUGGCCCUUCUUUCCAAGUCUCUGCUAUCGGUAGUCGGUGUCACCACUCCAACAGCCUAGAGAAUAGACGUUCAACACCCCAUGGUUCUUCUUUUAUAUGCGAUCCAUCGCACCGUAAUCGUUUUCCUCUUCAUCAUGAUGUUUCACGCCGCAAUCAGUCCUUUACGUCAAGCAGAACAGACCGUGGCCGUGCUGAUCAAGCUUCUGUCGUUAGUGGUCGAUAUCCUCAACCAUGUCAUUGUCAUCGUUCACGUCGCGAUCAGCCCUUUACGUUAAGCAGCAUAGAUGAAAGCCGUGAGCUUCCUGUCCAAGCUUCUGUUGUUAAAGGUGGCAAUUCGUCGUUUCCAGUGUUGUGCGGCCCGCAACCAACUCACAAUCGUCCCACCAGUGUCGACCGCUCUUGUAACUGUUUAAAUUGCCGCGAAUAUAGCAGAUUACGUCGAAAACGUAGCGCCUUGGACGAAACUGAUGGAAAUGUGGCAUUGGAAACAAGGCACAGAUAUCGAACAUCUUGCCGUCACCGUUGCUGUUUCCCUAACGAUGCUUCCCUCGUGAGUUUUUCGGAAGGAAAAACAGACAUUUCAUGGGCUCACUCGAACAGUAAUAGUUCCAGGACGCUCUCGUAUUGUCACAAGUGUUCAUUGGAUCACUCCUAUGCCAGCCAAGGAACAUCACAAAAAAUAAUGAAAAAUGCAAGUACAAGUCCAACGUGCCUUUCAGGGAGAACUACUCCAUUGGGACUAGUUUCAGCAUUUAAAGAUAGUCAAUUUCAGAUGUCGCAGGUUGACAAAUGCACAAACCUGAGGAAUGAAGGUUCCAGAAUAAUAAUACUAGAAGAUAUUCAAGUCACAGAUUCUGUACAGAAUCCUGCUGUGAAUCCUGACUCUCUUCAGGAUGUUAUAAACGUGACACCAUUGAAUACAUUAGAUAUAACGAUUGCACCUUCCUUCGCUGAGGUUGUAACAUCAACUCCCCGCGCAGUGCGCAGGGAAGAUUAUGACGACAGCUGUACAUUGCCAGCAAACUCAGAAAACUUUUUGGUAGACGAUGACCUGGAGAAGGACGAUCUUAUGUUUUUGAACGACUUAACUAUAUACGAAUAUUUUGAGAAGUAUAAUGAACUUAUCAAUGUUGAAGAGAGUGACGAAAGUGAUGGUGACAGCGUCAAUCUACUUGAUAAAGAAAGAACAUUAAAAGAGAAAAAAACAAAUAUGCGAGAGCAAAAUUUCAAAAAACGAGAAAAAGGUUUGUCAUAUACUCGAAAAGACGGAACGAAAGUGCCAGCACGAGUCGUGAAACCACCGUGUAACUGCAAACUGAAGUGUUUCGAGAAUCAAAAUCAGUUUUUGGCAAACCAUAUCGAAGUAAAGAACACCGCCAGACCCCAGGUCAUCAAUCCGAGACGCGCAUACAGCCGAACGUACAAGUUGCCAAGCAUCAAGGGAUCAAUGAAGGUCUGCAAAAUAAUGUUUCAAGCAACGUAUGAUAUCGGGAACAGAAAAAUCCGAGUACUAGCCGAAAAAAAUGUCACCGGUUUAGGUUUCGCUGCGGACGAUGGCCGUCAAGGAAACAGCAACCGUCAACCGAUUAGCGAGGAUCAUUUGCAGUGUAUAAAGAAACACAUUCUGUCGUUUCCUGCGUAUUCUAGCCAUUACUCGCGAGAAAAAUCGAGUAAACUGUAUUUGUCUAGUGACUUGAAUAUUCGGAAAAUGUAUGAAUUCUACACGGAUAAAUGUGCUGUUGAGAAUGUUACACCAGUGCAUUAUAACAGCUAUCGCCUAGUGUUAAAUUCAAUGAAUCUAAGCUUCAGAAAACCGAAGGUAGACACAUGCGGAAAAUGCGAUCGACUGAGGAUGGAAAUUAAACUGGAGUUAGAUCCCAGUAAAAAAGAAGAGCUUGAGCUUAUUCUGCAAAAUCAUCAAUCUGCUGCGACAAAAGUAUAUAUAACUACCAAGAGGAUCAAACACGCUCCAGAAGUACCGGUUCGCCUGGAGAACCUGAACAAAGUGUGGACCGACUUCUCUACUGUUCAGUCGGAACUAGAAACUCUAGAUGAAGCCGGUAUGGAACAGCAUCUGAAGGAUCGAGCCACCUACGAAUCGGCGUACUACAGGGUUAAAGGGUUUCUCCUGUCCGUAAAUAAAUCGCCACAGUCGUCUUCAACACCUCCCGCUUCGACUUCUACUUCAAACCAGCAAGGCCCUACGCCAUCCCACGUUCGUCUACCAGGCAUAAAACUUCCGGUUUUCAAUGGAAGUCUGUAUAAUUGGCUGAAUUUCCAUAACCUCUAUAUCUCUCUGGUGCACUCAUCUAACGAUCUGUCUAAUAUACAGAAAUUUUACUAUCUUUGCUCUUCGCUCUCCGGUGAUGCUCUUAAACUUGUUCAAACGAUUCCCAUCACAGCUUCAAAUUAUUCCGUUGCAUGGAAUUUAUUGGAAGAGCAUUAUAAGAACAAGCCACGGUUGAAACAGUCGUACCUUAACGCCCUUUUCGAGUUCGCUCCUCUCCAUUCGUCGUCUACAACUAUGUAG
Messenger RNA from Wyeomyia smithii (pitcher-plant mosquito), 2886 nucleotides. RefSeq lists its product as uncharacterized. The transcript has 11 exons. The record is from RefSeq and is a predicted model, not a curated record. Lineage: Eukaryota; Metazoa; Arthropoda; Insecta; Diptera; Culicidae. The coding region runs from base 178 to 2886 and encodes 902 amino acids.